Messenger RNA from Nakaseomyces glabratus, 4122 nucleotides. RefSeq names its product PWP3 (gene PWP3). NCBI's taxonomy places the organism in Eukaryota, Fungi, Ascomycota, Saccharomycetes, Saccharomycetales, Saccharomycetaceae. The record is from RefSeq and is a predicted model, not a curated record.
AUGAGACAGACAACAAUGCUUUGGUCAUUGUUGGUAUUUGUACUAUCAAUGAUCAACUUGGGUUUGGCCAAGAAUCCAGUUGAUUUUACUACAGUCUGCCAGUUCCCUGACAAUUUCAGCAAAAAACCUGGGUUUUUGGCAACAACUGCUCGGCUGGGUUUGUGGAUUACUGGAAAUAGCUACAAAGAGUUAUUAAAUUAUCCAGGUACAUUUACAUUAACAACACAACAAGCAAGUACUACAACACCGAAUAUUCAGUUAAGAGGUACUGAUCUAUUCACAACCAUUUACGGCUUAACAGUUUAUCCAUUAUACCUGCUGGUAGAGCUUCAAGGAUACUUUGUUCCAACCCAAUCCGGUAUGUAUACCUUCAGUUUGACAGGUUCCGAUGAUGCUGCUAUUAUUUUUAUUGGAAACCCAUCAACUUUUCCAUGCGACGCAUUCAAGACGUGGCCACAAGCCACUGCCAAUGAUAUCACGGUAACUGAUUCAAUCAACCCAUCAAGAACACUUUACAUGGUAAAGGGCGUCGCCUACCCACUUAGAAUAGCAUACUAUAACGGCUUAGGUAACGGUGUUCUUAAUGCUGCUUUCACAGAUCCUAGCGGGACCAAACGUACCGACUGGAACGGUUACAUUUGGCAGUAUGAUCAAUGUUCUACCUGCACUUAUAAGCCUCCACCAACUGUUACCACAUCCAUUACGUCAGGUUGGGUGUUGAGCACCACAACGACAGGUACUAGUUACAGUCCAUUUACUGGUAUUGAUGGUGUAGAAAGUACAUCUACCAUUUACCAAGUGGUAGUACCCACUAUAACACCAUCUCUAUCAAUUCCGCCAAUAACCACAGUUACAAUACAUAACCCUGAAUACGUUGAAGAGGAUGUCAUUAGCUUCUUCAGUACUACAGAUAGUGAUGGUAAGCCAAUUACGGGUAGCACCACGAUAAAUGCUACACGAGAAGAUAUUCUACCAGAUCCACCACAUACAUCAUUUGGACCUGCACCACCCCCAGUGACACAUACAGUUGAUCUUGGUAACGGAGUCACUGAUUAUGAAGUAGUUACGUAUUGGACGACUACGAACGAGUUUGGUGGCAUAAUCACCACGAGUAGUACUGUUACAUACAGUCCACCACCUGUGACGGUCACGGCUACUACUGCGCCAGACUAUGUUGAGAGUGACUGGAUCUCGUUCUUCAUCACAGUUGAUGAGAAGGGAGAUAUUGUGACUGGCAGCACGACCAUCAAUGCCACACGUGAAUACAUUGACGGUGAAGCUCCACACACAUCAUUUGGACCUGCACCACCUGUGGAGACUAAGACUGUUGACCUUGGCAAUGAAGUGACUGAAUAUCUGGUGAUAAGCUACUGGACGACUACGAACGAGUUUGGUGGUCUAAUCACCACCAGCAAGGUUGACACCUACAGUCCGCCCCCUGUGACGGUCACGGCUACUACUGCGCCAGACUAUGUUGAGAGUGACUGGAUCUCGUUCUUCAUCACAGUUGAUGAGAAGGGAGAUAUUGUGACUGGCAGCACGACCAUCAAUGCCACACGUGAAUACAUUGACGGUGAAGCUCCACACACAUCAUUUGGACCUGCACCACCUGUGGAGACUAAGACUGUUGACCUUGGCAAUGAAGUGACUGAAUAUCUGGUGAUAAGCUACUGGACGACUACGAACGAGUUUGGUGGUCUAAUCACCACCAGCAAGGUUGACACCUACAGUCCGCCCCCUGUGACAGUCACGGCUACUACUGCGCCAGACUAUGUUGAGAGUGACUGGAUCUCGUUCUUCAUCACAGUUGAUGAGAAGGGAGAUAUUGUGACUGGCAGCACGACCAUCAAUGCCACACGUGAAUACAUUGACGGUGAAGCUCCACACACAUCAUUUGGACCUGCACCACCUGUGGAGACUAAGACUGUUGACCUUGGCAAUGAAGUGACUGAAUAUCUGGUGAUAAGCUACUGGACGACUACGAACGAGUUUGGUGGUCUAAUCACCACCAGCAAGGUUGACACCUACAGUCCGCCCCCUGUGACGGUCACGGCUACUACUGCGCCAGACUAUGUUGAGAGUGACUGGAUCUCGUUCUUCAUCACAGUUGAUGAGAAGGGAGAUAUUGUGACUGGCAGCACGACCAUCAAUGCCACACGUGAAUACAUUGACGGUGAAGCUCCACACACAUCAUUUGGACCUGCACCACCUGUGGAGACUAAGACUGUUGACCUUGGCAAUGAAGUGACUGAAUAUCUGGUGAUAAGCUACUGGACGACUACGAACGAGUUUGGUGGUCUAAUCACCACCAGCAAGGUUGACACCUACAGUCCGCCCCCUGUGACGGUCACGGCUACUACUGCGCCAGACUAUGUUGAGAGUGACUGGAUCUCGUUCUUCAUCACAGUUGAUGAGAAGGGAGAUAUUGUGACUGGCAGCACGACCAUCAAUGCCACACGUGAAUACAUUGACGGUGAAGCUCCACACACAUCAUUUGGACCUGCACCACCCCCAGUGACACAUACAGUUGAUCUUGGUAACGGAGUCACUGAUUAUGAAGUAGUUACGUAUUGGACGACUACGAACGAGUUUGGUGGCAUAAUCACCACGAGUAGUACUGUUACAUACAGUCCACCACCUGUGACGGUCACGGCUACUACUGCGCCAGACUAUGUUGAGAGUGACUGGAUCUCGUUCUUCAUCACAGUUGAUGAGAAGGGAGAUAUUGUGACUGGCAGCACGACCAUCAAUGCCACACGUGAAUACAUUGACGGUGAAGCUCCACACACAUCAUUUGGACCUGCACCACCUGUGGAGACUAAGACUGUUGACCUUGGCAAUGAAGUGACUGAAUAUCUGGUGAUAAGCUACUGGACGACUACGAACGAGUUUGGUGGUCUAAUCACCACCAGCAAGGUUGACACCUACAGUCCGCCCCCUGUGACAGUCACGGCUACUACUGCGCCAGACUAUGUUGAGAGUGACUGGAUCUCGUUCUUCAUCACAGUUGAUGAGAAGGGAGAUAUUGUGACUGGCAGCACGACCAUCAAUGCCACACGUGAAUACAUUGACGGUGAAGCUCCACACACAUCAUUUGGACCUGCACCACCUGUGGAGACUAAGACUGUUGACCUUGGCAAUGAAGUGACUGAAUAUCUGGUGAUAAGCUACUGGACGACUACGAACGAGUUUGGUGGUCUAAUCACCACCAGCAAGGUUGACACCUACAGUCCGCCCCCUGUGACGGUCACGGCUACUACUGCGCCAGACUAUGUUGAGAGUGACUGGAUCUCGUUCUUCAUCACAGUUGAUGAGAAGGGAGAUAUUGUGACUGGCAGCACGACCAUCAAUGCCACACGUGAAUACAUUGACGGUGAAGCUCCACACACAUCAUUUGGACCUGCACCACCUGUGGAGACUAAGACUGUUGACCUUGGCAAUGAAGUGACUGAAUAUCUGGUGAUAAGCUACUGGACGACUACGAACGAGUUUGGUGGUCUAAUAACCACCAGCAAGGUUGACACCUACAGUCCGCCCCCUGUGACGGUCACGGCUACUACUGCGCCAGACUAUGUUGAGAGUGACUGGAUCUCGUUCUUCAUCACAGUUGAUGAGAAGGGAGAUAUUGUGACUGGCAGCACGACCAUCAAUGCCACACGUGAAUACAUUGACGGUGAAGCUCCACACACAUCAUUUGGACCUGCACCACCCCCAGUGACACAUACAGUUGAUCUUGGUAACGGAGUCACUGAUUAUGAAGUAGUUACGUAUUGGACGACUACGAACGAGUUUGGUGGCAUAAUCACCACGAGUAGUACUGUUACAUACAGUCCACCACCUGUGACGGUCACGGCUACUACUGCGCCAGACUAUGUUGAGAGUGACUGGAUCUCGUUCUUCAUCACAGUUGAUGAGAAGGGAGAUAUUGUGACUGGCAGCACGACCAUCAAUGCCACACGUGAAUACAUUGACGGUGAAGCUCCACACACAUCAUUUGGACCUGCACCACCUGUGGAGACUAAGACUGUUGACCUUGGCAAUGAAGUGACUGAAUAUCUGGUGAUAAGCUACUGGCACGACUACGAACGAGUUUGGUGGUCUAAUCACCACCAGCAAGGUUGA